Pollicipes pollicipes is the source of this 590-nucleotide messenger RNA. Its product is annotated as cuticle protein CP14.6. The coding region runs from base 7 to 522 and encodes 171 amino acids. Gene Ontology annotation, cellular component: chitin-based extracellular matrix. The transcript is spliced from 3 exons. Lineage: Eukaryota; Metazoa; Arthropoda; Thecostraca; Pollicipedomorpha; Pollicipedidae. The record is from RefSeq and is a predicted model, not a curated record. Gene Ontology annotation, molecular function: structural constituent of chitin-based larval cuticle.
ACAACCAUGCAGAUGUUCGUAUUCGCCCUUUUGGUGGCCGCUGCUGCGGCCGCUCCGCAGUUCAGUGAUUUCAACCAGGACUUCAACAGCCAACAGUUUGUCAGCAGUGGCCAGCCGGAAGUGCGGAUCCUUAGUCAGAAGUCCGAUCAAGAUCAAGUUGGGAACUACGAGUACAGCUACGAACAGGACAACGGACAGCGGAUGCAAGAGGUGGGACGAGUGCAGCCAGGACCCGAGCCAGAGACCGGUAGUAUCUCCAUGGAGGGCAGCUACGAGUUUGUCGGCAACGACGGCAACACGUACCAGGUCAGCUACGUGGCCAACGAGAACGGCUUCCAGCCUCAGGGCGCCCACCUGCCGCAGGCUCCAGCUCAGAUCCCCGAGUACGAGCAGCUGAGGCGGGACUACCCGCAGCUGUUCUGGGCCGAGAACGGAGGAGCCGGCAUUAUUGUCAACGACCAGCAGCAGUUCAACCAGCAACAGUUCGACCAGCAGCAGGGGCAACAGUUCUUCUUUAAUUGAUUUACCUGGCAAAUUCAACAGAAGACCAGAAGAAUGUCAAGCAAGCGCACUAUUGACCUGAACGGCAU